This is a messenger RNA of Hypomesus transpacificus, 1414 nucleotides long. It is a transcript of the gene slc35a3b, whose product is annotated as solute carrier family 35 member A3b. Gene Ontology annotation, biological process: pyrimidine nucleotide-sugar transmembrane transport. Lineage: Eukaryota; Metazoa; Chordata; Actinopteri; Osmeriformes; Osmeridae. The record is from RefSeq and is a predicted model, not a curated record. Gene Ontology annotation, molecular function: UDP-galactose transmembrane transporter activity. The coding region runs from base 318 to 1304 and encodes 328 amino acids. Gene Ontology annotation, cellular component: Golgi membrane. The transcript is spliced from 7 exons.
CCAGUCUCAAAAGAAACGGUGCAGGUAUAACUUUGUGAAAGGAAUGACAAGUCAUGAAUUUAACUGUAGCGGUUGAACAGCUUCGCAGAAACGCUGUCUCAGUAGCGUAAUUGCUAAAGUAGCACUGAAAAAAACACUGAAACGACAGUAGAGGAGCGGCUGAUACAGUAGAAGUUUUGAGGAAAACACAGAGGAUUAACCGCCUAAUUAGUUGCUUUAAUUCAAGACCACGUCCGUUCCGUGAUUUAAUCAUACAGUCUGGGUUUUCUCCCUUGGUCUUGGCCCCUUCUUCGAAGGAGGCCUCUUCCGUCGCAUCCAUGUUGCCACCUGCAUCUUCUCCCAGGCUGAAGUACCUGUCCCUAGGGGUGCUGGUCUUCCAGACGACUUCCCUGGUCCUGACCAUGCGCUUCUCCCGCAAGCUGCAGGUCGAGGGCCCGCUGUACCUGGCCUCCUCUGCCGUCGUCUCCGCCGAGCUGCUCAAAAUCCUCCUCUGCACCCUGCUUGUUUUCAAGGAACACAGCUUCUGUGUGCGGGCUCUGAAUCGCGUGAUGAAGGAGGAGAUCUUGAACAAGCCCAUGGAGACGUUGAAGCUGGCGAUCCCCUCUGGGAUCUACACGCUCCAGAACAACCUGCUGUACGUCGCCCUUUCCAACCUGGACGCAGCCACCUACCAGGUGACCUACCAGCUGAAGAUCCUGACCACGGCCCUGUUCUCUGUGUCCAUGCUGGGGAAGAAUCUGGGCAUCUACCAGUGGCUGUCCUUGCUCAUCCUCAUGGCUGGAAUCGCUCUCGUACAGUGGCCUACAGAGUCUCUGGGAAGUCCAGAGCAGAAGGUUUUGUCCGCAGGCUCCCAGUUUGUGGGGGUGGUGGCCGUCCUGGUCGCCUGUGUUUCCAGCGGCUUUGCGGGAGUCUACUUUGAAAAGAUCCUCAAGGAGACCAAACAGAGCGUUUGGAUCCGAAACAUCCAACUAGGCGUGUUUGGUUUGGUGUUUGGUCUCUUUGGCGUGUUUGUGUACGAUGGAGAGAGGGUGCAGGAGUCCGGGAUGUUCCAAGGCUACAACAGCCUCACCUGCACAGUUGUGGCCUUACAGGCUCUUGGAGGACUGGUCAUAGCAGCUGUCAUUAAGUAUGCAGACAAUAUCCUGAAAGGGUUUGCCACAUCCCUCUCAAUCAUCCUCUCAACCCUCAUCUCUUACUUCUGGUUGCACGACUUUGACCCCACCAGUGUGUUCUUCCUGGGCGCCAUUCUUGUCAUUGCUGCCACCUUCCUGUAUGGCUAUGAGCCCUCUUCCAAGCCCCUCUGAAUCGGGGAGCGUUGGGAGGGGGAGACCCAGAGCUGACCAACCCAGAGCAAAGGGAGCAUGUGAAGGCAAUAUAGAGAAAGGCAGAAAAAGUUUUCAAAAUUAAGGGAAUU